AAUCAGUUUCUCAAACAGUUAGGUAUACAUCCUGACUGGCAAUUUGUAGAUGUUUAUGGUAUGGAACCAGAACUGCUUAGCAUGGUGCCAAGACCUGUCUGUGCAGUGCUACUUCUCUUUCCAAUAACGGAGAAGUAUGAAACCUUCAGAACAGAAGAAGAGGAGAGAAUAAAAGCUAAGGGGCAAGAUGUCAAAUCAUCAGUGUAUUUCAUGAAGCAGACCAUUAACAAUGCUUGUGGAACAAUUGGGCUAAUUCAUGCUAUUGCAAAUAACAGAGAUAAAAUGAACUUUGAAACUAAUUCUUCACUGAAAAAGUUCCUAGAAGAUUCAUUAUCUAUGACUCCUGAAGAAAGGGCCAAAUACCUAGAAACUUAUGAAGCUAUUCGUGUCACUCAUGAAUCCAGUGCCCAUGAAGGUCAGACUGAGGCACCAAGUAUAGAUGAAAAAGUAGAUCUUCACUUUAUUGCAUUAGUUAAUGUAGGUGGUCAUCUCUAUGAAUUGGACGGGCGCAAGCCAUUUCCAAUAAACCACGGGGAAACUAGUGACGAUUCUUUUUUAGAGGAUGCAAUAGAAGUUUGCAAGAAAUUCAUGGAACGUGACCCAGAAGAAUUAAGAUUUAAUGCAAUUGCACUGUCUGCAGCUUAAAAGCCUUUUCCAGUGGGGAUAAUCUAUUGCAAUGUAUUGUAACAAUAAAACUGUUGCCAUAUGUUAAUAGUACAAAUUUUGAUACUUCCCUAACAUGUUGAUUAAUUGUAGCAUACAUGGAAUAAACUUUGCAUUUGUCCUUGCUGUAUCUUGCUGCUUGUUCCUAAAGCAACUUCGGGUAUUUGUAUACACGCAUGCAUUUUGUGCAAGACUUCUAUGUGGUGGGUUUUUCUCCUUCCACCCCCUUAAAAGCUGUGGGAGUUACUGUCUGUGAUGUUUCAUCAUAAUAAUGAUGAGCUAGUUCAGAGCAGGAUUAUCAUUUGUAUCAUUCACAGAUAACAUUCUGAGUGGAGUAUGUGGUAUGUUAACGGU
Messenger RNA from Gavia stellata (red-throated loon), 1017 nucleotides. It is a transcript of the gene UCHL3, whose product is annotated as ubiquitin C-terminal hydrolase L3. The coding region runs from base 61 to 645 and encodes 194 amino acids. Gene Ontology annotation, molecular function: cysteine-type deubiquitinase activity. The record is from RefSeq and is a predicted model, not a curated record. NCBI's taxonomy places the organism in Eukaryota, Metazoa, Chordata, Aves, Gaviiformes, Gaviidae. Gene Ontology annotation, biological process: protein deubiquitination; ubiquitin-dependent protein catabolic process. The transcript has 8 exons. Gene Ontology annotation, cellular component: cytoplasm.